UCUAUAAAUACCUAGUCGUUGAUCUGCUGAAGCCAUUAUCAGCAAAAUUGAGCUUAAGCUCUUCCUUUACUAGUUUCUAACUUUCUUUGAUCAAGGUAUCCGCUUCAUGACUUCCAUUACUCCUGAAAACAUGUUCUCCCUUUUCACUUUUGCAGCCACAGUUUCCCUUUUAUUCAACAGUUGUUACGGCUUCUACCCUAAGCUCCUUAACGCUUCAUUUGCAGCAUCUGAGUCUGAUUGGUCCCCAGCCGGAGCAACGUGGUAUGGCAGCCCCACAGGGGCUGGAAGUGAUGGUGGAGCUUGUGGAUAUGGGAGCAGUGUGGAGCAAGCCCCAUUUUCGGCAAUGAUAUCAGCUGGAGGCCCUUCUCUGUUCAAAUCUGGCAAAGGAUGUGGAGCCUGUUAUGAGGUAAAAUGCACGGCUAAUUCAGCCUGCUCGGGAAACCCUGUGACCGUAGUAAUCACUGAUGAAUGCCCUGGCUGUGUUUCAGAAUCUGUUCAUUUCGAUUUAAGUGGCACAGCUUUUGGUGCCAUGGCAAACUCUGGCCGGGCUGAACAACUCCGUAACGCUGGAGUCUUGCAGAUUCAAUAUAGAAAAGUUGAAUGUAACUAUCCUGGAACGACCAUUGCAUUUCACGUUGAUUCCGGCUCCAAUCCUAAUUAUUUCGCCACCCUGGUUGAAUAUGAAAAUGGAGAUGGUGACCUUUCUUCUGUUGAUCUUAAACAAGCGCUUGACUCUGACUACUGGCAACCCAUGCAACAAUCCUGGGGUGCAGUCUGGAAACUUGACGCUGGCUCGAGGUUGCAGGCUCCGUUCUCUAUCAGGCUAACUUCGCUCGAAUCUGGCAAGACCAUUGUGGCAGCUGGUGUUAUUCCUGCUGGUUGGGAGCCCGGGAAAACCUAUAGAUCAGUUGUUAAUUUUAAUGCCUAA
This is a messenger RNA of Durio zibethinus, 928 nucleotides long. RefSeq names its product putative expansin-B2. Gene Ontology annotation, biological process: sexual reproduction. NCBI's taxonomy places the organism in Eukaryota, Viridiplantae, Streptophyta, Magnoliopsida, Malvales, Malvaceae. The record is from RefSeq and is a predicted model, not a curated record. Gene Ontology annotation, cellular component: extracellular region.